GCUGUGGCUAACUGCUGACAGCAUGAAAACCUUCUGCCAUGAAAACAGAACAUAGGCUGUCUCUGCAGCACACAUGGCCCGGGCUCAGGCCCUGGUCCUCUUCUCCUCCCUGCUGACUCUCUGUGUCUCUGAAGGGAGUCCCAAGGUGUGGGUGCAAGUCCAGAUGGAGGCCACCAAGCUCCUAUCCCUCUCCCUCUCAAUCCGCUGUGGGGUCUUAGGAACUGACCUCAUCUCGCUCGUAACAGUGAGCUGGGAAGGGUCUGUUGAGGCCCAAAGGACCAAACUAGCUGUGUUACAUCCAGAACUUGGCACCCAGCAGUGGAUCCCUGGCUCCCAGGCCCGCUGGGAAACCUCCAACAGUGUCUCUCUCACUCUGACCCUGGAACAAUCCAAAGCAAGAAACUCCCUGACCAACACCACGUUCUGCUGUGAGUUCGUUACCUUCCCUCAUGGCUCCAGGGUUGCCUGUGGAGACCUGCACAGCUCAGAUCCAGGACUCUCAGCUUCAGCUCUUCAAGGAGACCUGGCCAGGAUCUUGGGAACCUCAGGGUUUCUUCUGCUUGGUAUCAUCUUGAUGCUCUAUCUCCUGUGGCACCAGAAGCGUUGGUGCCAUCCGCCACCAGCACCCAGACACAGAGGCAGGCUCAGCGUCCCUGCGUGGCCUCUGCACAUGGCAGCUUCAUCUCCACCGAGAAUGGACUGUAUGCUCUGGCAGGGGAGAGACUUCCCCACACGGUUCCCAACAUCCUCGCUUCCACAGACCGUCUGGAGCAUGGUAGCCUGGAAAGAUGCUCGGGAGUUCAAUGACAGACAUCCUCGGUUCUCUCCAGCUGUUUGGGACAUCCCUCUGCUGGCAUCUUCAUCCUGGACACCAGGCCUCUUCAGGAAUCUUGUGUUGUUUCUAGGCCUCUGAUAAGACCACACCCUGCUAGCUAGGAUGUGGACACAGGUGUGAGAGGGGGGCAGGGCGAGGGCUGUUGCAUCCUGUUUUGCACGCAUUUCCAGCCUUGGCUUUAACAGUGUCAUUAAAGUGAUCUUUCUUU
This is a messenger RNA of Mesocricetus auratus (golden hamster), 1043 nucleotides long. It is a transcript of the gene Pvrig, whose product is annotated as PVR related immunoglobulin domain containing. Gene Ontology annotation, biological process: negative regulation of T cell receptor signaling pathway. NCBI's taxonomy places the organism in Eukaryota, Metazoa, Chordata, Mammalia, Rodentia, Cricetidae. Bases 74 to 913 code for a protein of 279 amino acids. The transcript has 5 exons. The record is from RefSeq and is a predicted model, not a curated record. Gene Ontology annotation, molecular function: signaling receptor activity. Gene Ontology annotation, cellular component: plasma membrane.